Messenger RNA from Prorocentrum cordatum, 1224 nucleotides. The record is from the annotation of a GenBank genome assembly. Lineage: Eukaryota; Dinophyceae; Prorocentrales; Prorocentraceae.
CCGGGGCUCGCGCCGCGCCGCGCCGAGGGGGGGGGGGGAAGGCGCGCUGCGGGCGGGCGCUGCGCUGCGCGAGGGCCGAGGACCUGCAGGCAUGGAGGAGGUUCUGAGCGGAAAGCACAUCGACAUCACCGUCGUCGAGGCAGAGCUCGUCCGAAUCUUCGACAGUCUCAAGCCGACUCAGGACGUGUUCGUGCAGCUCGCCUGCGGGCUCGCGGAUGGGACCGAGCAGGUCGUGGGACGCACGGAGGUCUGCAAGAACGGUAACCUUCGACCGCAGUGGAACGAGCGCUUCAACUGGGACUUCGACGGCUCAUGUGGUGGCAGAACGUUGAAGUUCACCGUCCAGAUCGGCCACACGGUCCGUAAGGAGGUGCUGUGCGGCGAGGCCGAGUUCGACCUGGCCACGCUGUGCAACCGCGCCGCGUCCGGGCCGCAGGACCUGCGCAUUCCCCUCUUCAAGCGGGACGAGCAGACCGGCAGGCUGCGAAUCGGUUUCUCACUGGGUGAGGGUCCCGCCCCCGUGGCUGGUCCGGCGCUGGCGGCCUCGCCCUCCUCGGACGCCAGCACGCCGACCAGAGGGGUCCGCUGGCUGCAGGCCUGCGGCGCGGCGACGCCGGUGGGCGAGCCGCAGGCCCGGAGGAGAGCCGGCGACGGCGGCGGCGGCAGCAGCUGCAGCCUCGGCGACGCGCCCACCGCCGCGGCCCUGCCUGGAGCCACGCCGGGAGGCCGCACCAGGCGGGCCGACUGCUUCGGAGGCACCCCCAUCAGCGAGCCGCAGGCCCCGACGCCGGGCAAGGACCGCGGGGCCGACGCGGCCCGCGCGCCCGCAAGUUCCCUGGCAUCGGGGGCGUCGAGCGCGACGGAGGCGUCACGACGACAGGAGCCCGACGAGGCGGAGAGAGAGGCUGCAGCAUGGACGGCGGCAGCAUCGCCUUGCUGCGAUCCGCCAGCAUAUCCGCUUGAGGUCUCGCCUCAGAGCCACGCAGUCUCCAGCGAGAAGACCAUGUCGGAUGGCGCAGAGGAGAAGAACGUAGAGUUCUGGGACUCCUUCAUCGAACGCGGUUGAAGUCCAAUCGGGUGCAGGCCGUCGGCAGCGUGCUGGAGAACCACAACCUGGACCUGCGGAAGACCCCGCGCGGCCAGCGCGCCCUCGAGGAUCCGCGCGCCCGGAGCCUCGCGCCGCGCGCCCAUGGUGCGCGGCGAGUCUCAGGAGGGGAAAACACA